Molecule: messenger RNA, 1061 nt
Organism: Pararge aegeria (speckled wood butterfly)
Lineage: Eukaryota; Metazoa; Arthropoda; Insecta; Lepidoptera; Nymphalidae
Product: transmembrane protein 134
Exons: 2
Coding region: 124-618 (164 amino acids)
Source: RefSeq, a predicted model, not a curated record
CUUUAGUAAUCAAUAUGGCGCAUGUUGAUAAUAUGAUAAAUUGACAGCUUUGUUUUGUCUUGUACAAACGUACGUUGCGUUGUAAUGUAUCUUUCUCCAGCUCGGUAGAAACAAAUUUUAAAAAUGACUAGGCCCUUCGGCAAUAGUGAUAAACGUUUUUCUAUCGACGAUGCAUUCGAAGAGGAGACCGAUGAGGCUAUCAAAGUGUACGGCGCAACGGGCGAUCGGCCCUCCAUACAAAACAAAUUCAAAAAUGGAGGUGAUUACCUUUCUGGCAAAACUUAUAAAUGUACAGAAGAUACCACAUCGCGAGAUUCUGACUCUCUCAUCCAUGAAUAUGUAGAGGCCUCACAAUCUUUAUACUGCUGGAACCAUCCAAAAGUACGAGAGAACUGGAAAACUGUCUGUGCAGCUGUCAUACUCCUUCUUGUUGGAGUUGGACUUAUUGGCAUGGGCGUAUUUGCUGUUGCUGAGCCUGAAAACGGAUUACAGGGUGCAGUGUUUUUUGUAGCGGGUAUGAUUUGCUUUGUACCUGGCGCAUAUCACGUGGUCUACAUUUGGCUCGCCGCGAGGGGGCAGCGAGGUUACGACUUCUAUCACCUACCUUUAUUUACUUGAUUUGUUUCCCUAAAUUUAGUUUAGUUGUAUCAUUAAGCAAUAGAGAUGUAAAUGGCGUGUGAAAUUGACAGCGGGCUUUAUUGUGAAAUUGUGUGCUUGUUACAAUCAUUGCAAUUGUUUUCAUUGGCCAAGUAAAUAUGUGGCAGCAUAUUUAAACCAAAGUAGAGGAGCAAUUGGUAGUGUUUACUGUAACUACCCACACUGAAACUGUAUAUUUAAAACAAUAUUAAAACAGCAUUGGCUGAUGGGAACAACUAGGAACUAGCAAUGCAUCAAGUUUUGUCAAUAAAGACACUGAAUUAGUGAAUAACACAAUUGUGGAAAGAAUGACUUACAAACUUGCUCUCUAUAACCUUGUUACCUUAAAACCAUAUGACGGUAUACCUAACAUCAGUAAUGUUAAAAAAAAUAUAGCUAAAUGGGAAAAAAAUUUAACUAUUUCA